UCUCCUCCUCUGUCCCAGUAUCCCUCUCUCCUCCUCUGUCCCAGUAUCCCUCUCUCCUCCUCUAUCCCAGUAUCCCUCACUCAUCCUCUGUUGCGUUCUUCCUCUCCUCCUCUGUCCCAGCCUGUCCAUCCCUGUGUGCGGAGAUGUCGUCCCUACUGAGGAAGGAGAUGCAGAGGAUGUUGUUUAGACCUGAAGGACAGAAGCUGCAGAAGUUUAUAGAGAUACAUGAAGCAACGUCGGGAAGACAUUUUCUCUGUGUCUACGUGACCAAGACCAAAGAGGUGCAGCUGUGUGUGGUGAGAUCUCAGAAAUCAAACAAGUUGCUGAAUUCUCACAAAUCCGGAUCAAAAAAGAAGCUCAAAUCUCAGUUUUGCCUGAGUUCCUGCUUGGAGGACUCCUACCAGAGGACAGAAGUCUGGCUCCUCCAGGACCUCACCCUGCUGGACGGGCGGGAUCCCGACGUGGACGACCCGUGUUUCCUGAUGCACUUCUCCACUGUGAGGUCGGUGACGGCCUUCAGCUGCGGCGCCAAGUACAGCAUGGCGCGGGCCCUGGUUGCCCUGAGCGACAAGCACUGCGGGCGACCUUUGACUCUGGUGAACUAUGACCUGGCUUACAUCGGCCCGUCGUCUAUAUAUUUGAACAGAGGAGACUGUGUGGUGCUGAUGCAGAUCUGUUUCUACGCUGCUAACCUGGUGUGUCUGUCCUUGUGCCCCGUACCUCUGGACUGAGAGAGAUGUUUGUAUUUAUUAUGGAUCCUCAAGGCAGCAGUUACUCCUCCUGGGGUCCGGCAAAAUGAAGACAGUUAUACCAUUUUAGAGAGAGAGAGAUUGAGUGUGUUUUUUUGAACCAUUAUUUAACUAGGAAAGUCAAUUAAGAACAAAUUCUUAUUUUCAAUGACGGUCUAGGAACAGUGGGUUUAACUGCCUUGUUCAGGGGCAGAAUGACAGAUUUGUACUUUGUCAGCUACAGGGAUUCAAUUGUGCAACCUUUCGGGUUACUAGUCCAACACUCUAACCACUAGGCUACCCUGCCACCUCUACACUCUAACCACUAGGCUACCCUGCCGCCUCUACACUCUAACCACUAGGCUACCUGCCACCUCUACACUCUAACCACUAGGCUACCCUGCCACCUCUACACUCUAACCACUAG
This is a messenger RNA of Oncorhynchus nerka (sockeye salmon), 1155 nucleotides long. RefSeq names its product exocyst complex component 1 like (gene exoc1l). Lineage: Eukaryota; Metazoa; Chordata; Actinopteri; Salmoniformes; Salmonidae. The coding region runs from base 144 to 731 and encodes 195 amino acids. The record is from RefSeq and is a predicted model, not a curated record. The transcript is spliced from 3 exons.